Molecule: messenger RNA, 3514 nt
Organism: Caretta caretta (loggerhead turtle)
Lineage: Eukaryota; Metazoa; Chordata; Testudines; Cheloniidae
Source: RefSeq, a predicted model, not a curated record
AGCAGUUUAGCGCUGAAAUAAAGUCACAGCAAGUGACUGAGGUACCAAGUGGCCCUCUAGGGGGAAUGGAGUUUGAAGAGGUGUCAUGCCCCUCCUCACCCCCCCGAACAUGGCUUGGUGAAAAGUUCUGUGCGGUUAUGAGUACCAGGUAUUAGCCACAGACUAUGGGACAUUUGUGAUUCUCAUACUUGUGGAUCUCUCUGAGCUCUAGCCAUCAUUAACCGAGAGGCUGUUUACUUCCUUGCAGACCUGGCAGGGCUAAGUGGACGUGUGUUGUGGUGUGUCUGUUUCUUCCUCAUAUAGUAAAGCCAGAAAGUGGUGAUGGAUAACAGCACCUCUCCUAGAGCUUGGAUCAGCUGCCACACUAUCUACUGGAAUAAGUCGCAUUUUCUGGGACCACACCUGCAUACUAAAAGGUGUAACAGUUGCCAGCACCAGUAAUGACCUAAUGCUGGCUUCACAUGACGUGCCUGGGAGGAGACAAUCAGCUGCUCACUUAUAGACACACCUCCCUCUUCCUUUGCCUGAGGAUGUGAUAAAGGGACCGACAGCAGUGGUGAAGGGCAGAGAGAACUGAGUUGUGGAUUGGGCUCUGGCCAGCGACCCAGGGCCCCCUUCUAGGCUGCAGCCAGCAGGAGUGUGGUCCUUUGCCAGGAAACUCUACAAAAGCAGCUCCCACCAGAGGGAAUAUUAGCAUCAUAAAGAUGAAGGGAGAUGCUGCACGUUCCACGGGGGGCUCACGGCAGAAGCAGGCGGGGAAGCUCUGGGACUCUAUGAAGAUAACUGGCUUCAUACUGGGCACUGGCCUGCUGCUGUUUGCUGCCUUCAGGAACUCUGUCACCUGGCACGGCCUUAGUUCCAAGCCUUGUUUACUGGUGCUUCAAUGGACUCCUGAUGGUGGCAGAUGGGACCGGAAAGCCCAAUUUCAUCACCCGGUACCGAAUUCAGUUGGGCAAAAACGACCCUGUAGGUAUUUCUCGCCGUGCCUGCCGAGCUGGACGAAUACCACCUGCAUUUUCUUAGAGGAAGAAGGGAGGAUGGGGGAGGCAGAGCUGUCAGUCUCCUUCACCCCACCCUCCCAAAACCUCAUGCUCUUCUACACUGGGGGCUGGCGGAAUAGAAUCAAGGUGGAUCCAGCGAAGCUGCGGCAGGCUGUUCACACAGUGCUGUUUAAUCAGGUUUUCAUCUCUCUCCCAAUGAUGAUGCUCAUGCUCCCCAUCAUGAAGUGGCGGGGACAGCCCUGCAGUGAGGAACUACCCACCUUUCACUGGUUUCUCCUGGAGUUGUCCAUUUUUACCCUGGUGGAAGAAAUUCUCUUCUACUAUUCACACCGGCUUGUUCAUCACCCGCUUCUGUACAAGCGCAUACACAAGAAGCACCAUGAAUGGACCGCUCCCAUUGGUGUAGUCUCCCUCUAUGCUCAUCCGGUCGAGCACCUGGUUCAAUCAGUGCUACGGAGUCCUGGGGGUGCUGGACCGCCUGCAUGGAACAGACACGCUCUUCAAGCAAACCAAGGCCUACGAGAGGCACGUUAUCCUGCUGAGCCUCACCCCUCUCACGGAGAGCAUUCCCGACUCACCCAAGAAAGCCAAGUGAACCCGCCUCCCCUGCGGCUUGCACGGGGGAAUCAUGAGAGCUAGGAACCAUGAUUAUGCCAAGUAAUUUUCUAAUGAGAAGCAGGUUAUUGUUCAUCCUAAGUAUCAAAGACAAAGCGGAACCAUAACCCGUUGCUGGUGACAUUUGAACUCGCUUCCCUUCAGUCCCCCGCAGCCUGGAGUGCAGAGCUCAGCUCCAGGCAGCAGCCCUACAGCUGGGGAGCCUCCUGAAGUGAGCGUAGCGUUUUUUUAGUCCCCUGGAUCAAGCUGCCCACAGACUGCCCCAUGCAGGUUUCCUUCCAGCCCCACAGAAAUGGCUGCUGUUCAGAUCUCCCAUUUCCUGCUUGAGGCUUUUGGACCCAGGACGAAAUCUCACCUGCAUUGCAUGGGGAGUCACAGGGGAAUUCAAGAGCACUGCACUCCAGGCAUUCAGCCUGCCCUGAUCUCAUCCCAGCACUCUGGGCCUGGGAGAAUCAACCCGAAGACCACAUGGAAACACGCUUGUUGGGGCAAUGUGGCCCUUCGUAACCACUUCACCAGCACCAUCAGCCCUGAGAGCUCAACAUCCCACAGUACGGUUACUCCCCAUACCUAUGAGAUAAGGGCUUCAGGCUUCAAACCAUCACUGAUCACCAGCAAGGGUCAGGCAGAUGCUACCCCCACACAGCACAGUGCUACAUUACUGGGAGCACGACACAGGUUUUAUCGUUUUAACAAUUAAUACGGAGGAUGAAACCAAAAUGCAAGUCACAAAGGGAACUUUCUAGGACGGAGGUUCUGGGGUUGAAGUCUCAUUAGCAUAGCUAGUAGGGGCUGACUGCUCCAUCCCACCAAGACUCACCUGAAUUCCAACACAGCAAAGUAGGCAAAGGGAAACCCCUAGGAUUGCAUAAAGUUAUACGUGAUGGAAGAGCUCCCCGACAUCACUGUUCUCCUGAGCUGUUUGGUAGGGAGAGCUGCAAAUCCCUUAAACAAAAUGGUCUCCCUGUCAGAAAACCACUACACCAUUAGGACACAACUGAAAGUAUCACAGAGCACCCAGAGCAGCGAGUGCUGAAAAUCAGGCCUGAGGUGUGUUGGCAGAGCAGCAUGGGGGCUUGGGACAGGAACAAGCAAGGGAAGAGUGCACGGGAUUGAGACUGAGCAGUCCUACAAGAGCUCUUCUGCGGAGACCUUGUAUAGUGCCCCAGCAUGGGGGCUUGGGACAGGAACAAGCAAGGGAAGAGUGCACGGGAUUGAGACUGAGCAGUCCUACAAGAGCUCUUCUGCGGAGACCUUGUAUAGUGCCCCAGCAUGGGGGCUUGGGACAGGAACAAGCAAGGGAAGAGUGCACGGGAUUGAGACUGAGCAGUCCUACAAGAGCUCUUCUGCGGAGACCUUGUAUAGUGCCCAGCUGCAGCGUACGUGUCGGGUGCCAUCCGUGUCUCACCUUCACGAGUAUUCAUUCCCCAUGAGACGUGUCUGAUCUAUAACUCAGACCCUUAGACCCCAGAGCAAGGAAGGUUGCAGGGACAGGAGAGUCCAUACCACACGGUCUUUUGAGGUUUUUAUUUUUAUACGUUUUUUUGUAUUAAAAAGGGAAAAGCAUAAUGACCACAAAUUACAAAGGACUAAAGCGUUACUAGAAUAAUGAAUCACAGCAGCCUAGACAGCAGACACUCCGAAUAAUAUUACUGUUAUAAUACAAAGCUCUCAUUCAAGUAUUUUACAUUUUUUUGUUGUUGUUGUGGUUGUUUUUCUUUUCCUUUUAAAUGGGAUGAUGAUCCUGGCACACAAGUCAGGAUUAUGUACUAUUAACAGAAGAUGGAUCACAGAGUGGGUUGUGUUAACAAGAUUUUCCUCCCCAGUGAUGAGUGGUCUGAUAAGUCAUUUUAAAUUUGUCUCGACAAUAAAACGCAGCUGAAGAAGGUUGCAAAACA